UCCUUUGGAAUAUUGCGACCCAUCAAGCACGGUCCCACUGAUUGUGAAAUCCGCUUUGAUAACAACGAAAAACACAAGAAUUUCGAGGAUUCCAUCACAAUGCAGAAAGUGCUGGGAAGAAUCCAGGCGCAGCUCCUGCGCUGCCGCGCCACAAAUGCUGUGGCCACAGCGGUCAGACACGAGGCAACCUCAUCCAGGACAGCUCCGAAACCGGCAGCCACAUCCAAAGAAUUUCGGGAGCGACAGGUGCGCUUCAACAUCAAGAACGAACAGACCGAGGGACGCCCACUGUACCUGGACGCCCAGGCCACCACGCCGAUGGACCCACGUGUGCUAGACGCCAUGCUGCCCUACCUCACCAACUACUACGGCAAUCCCCAUUCGCGCACCCAUGCCUACGGCUGGGAAACGGAGCAGGCGGUGGAGAAGGCACGUGAGCAGGUUGCCACCUUGAUUGGCGCCGAUCCCAAGGAGAUCAUCUUCACCUCAGGCGCCACCGAGUCCAACAAUAUUUCCGUAAAGGGAGUUGCCCGAUUCUAUGGCGUCAAGAAACGGCAUGUGAUUACCACCCAGACGGAACAUAAGUGCGUUCUUGACUCGUGCCGAGCACUAGAAAACGAGGGUUUCAAAGUCACCUACCUUCCGGUGCUGGCCAACGGACUUAUCGACCUCCAGCUGCUGGAGGAGACCAUAACGUCGGAAACCUCACUGGUGUCCAUCAUGACAGUGAACAACGAGAUCGGCGUGAGGCAACCCAUCGACGAGAUCGGCAAGCUGUGCCGCUCCCGAAAAGUAUUCUUCCACACGGACGCCGCACAAGCGGUGGGAAAAAUCCCGCUGGACGUAAACGCCAUGAACAUCGACCUCAUGUCCAUAUCGGGGCACAAGAUCUACGGCCCGAAGGGUGUGGGUGCCCUCUAUGUGCGGCGCAGGCCCAGGGUGCGCCUGGAACCCAUCCAAAGUGGCGGAGGACAAGAGCGCGGUUUGAGGAGCGGCACGGUUCCAGCUCCGUUGGCCGUGGGAUUGGGAGCUGCUGCCGAACUGGCUCUGCAGGAGUUGGAAUACGACAAGAAGUGGGUAGAUUUUCUAUCCAACCGCCUGCUGGACAGGAUUACGAGUGCCUUGCCACAUGUCAUCAGGAACGGCGAUGCCGAAGCCACCUACAAUGGCUGCCUGAACUUGUCUUUUGCCUACGUCGAGGGCGAGUCCCUGCUGAUGGCCCUUAAGGAUGUGGCACUGAGCAGUGGUUCUGCCUGCACCUCCGCCUCCCUGGAGCCCUCAUACGUGCUGCGGGCCAUCGGCACAGACGAGGACCUGGCCCAUAGCUCCAUUCGCUUCGGCAUCGGUCGCUUCACCACCGUCGAGGAGGUGGACUACACCGCCGACAAGUGCAUCAAGCACGUGGAGCGACUUCGCGAAAUGUCGCCGCUGUGGGAGAUGGUCCAGGAGGGCAUCGACCUGAAGACCAUCCAGUGGUCACAGCACUAAUGUAAUAAUAUUGUAAGCCGUUACUGUUACCCCAGACUUUGAAAGCAAGGGAAAUAAAUUAGUUUGAAGAGUA
This is a messenger RNA of Drosophila ficusphila, 1561 nucleotides long. RefSeq names its product cysteine desulfurase, mitochondrial. The record is from RefSeq and is a predicted model, not a curated record. Lineage: Eukaryota; Metazoa; Arthropoda; Insecta; Diptera; Drosophilidae. Gene Ontology annotation, biological process: [2Fe-2S] cluster assembly. Gene Ontology annotation, molecular function: cysteine desulfurase activity; pyridoxal phosphate binding. Gene Ontology annotation, cellular component: mitochondrion; cytosol; nucleus.